This is a messenger RNA of Blepharisma stoltei, 837 nucleotides long. The record is from the annotation of a GenBank genome assembly. Lineage: Eukaryota; Ciliophora; Heterotrichea; Heterotrichida; Blepharismidae.
AUGGACAACACUUUGGAUGAAAAUAAUAUAAGUAUUUCUAUAAGUAAAGACACAGAAAUAACACCUUAUGACCAGUCAAGCACAUCUACACCAAGAAAAGAUCAUUGGAGUUUACUUCGAAACGUAGUUAGAGCUAUUACACUUUUCAGAUGUCAUGAUGUAGUUUCUAGUCAAGACCCUGAACAGCUAGUAGGAGAAAUUCAAAAAAUCCCAACAGACCACGAAUAUAGAAAAAUACAGUCAGAAAGGCGAGGGUCUUCAGCUUAUUCAGUAGCAUUAAAUGAUCUGAGAAGAGAACAACGCUGAUUUAAUUGUCUUGAAAGAGGGACCCCUGAAGAUAUUGAGCAUUUAAAAGAAGAAAUUCAAAAUGACCCGUAUAGGUAUUUAAGAAUGAGUAAUCAUCCGCUAUCUUUAUUAAAUAAACGAAACCGCCAAGGAAUGACGCCGCUUUAUUUGUCAAGCAUGAACGGGAAUUAUGAUAUAUACUAAUAAGAUGUAGUUAUUAUUACCAAUGUUAGUCAGCGAUUGUUCCUAUAUAUAAAAAUGAUUCAAAUUUCAUUCAUUUUCAUUUUAAGAAGAAUAGUCAAGUUAUUACUUGAUAGCGGCGCAGAUCAUCUUAUUACAUCAAGCAUUGGAAGUGAAGAAGUUACAUGUAUUGAAGUAGCAGCAAGAUGGAGGCAUGCACGAAUAGUUGAAUUAUUAGCGAAUAAAGAAUGGCCUAGCAACACACUUGACAAAGUUUUGAAAGAAAGCAAAUCUCCUAGCGUGGAAAAUAUUGUAAGAAAAAGUACCAAAAAUAAACCUUGCAAAAAAGCAUGCUGCUUUGGCAAGUUUUAA